This is a messenger RNA of Nannizzia gypsea CBS 118893, 552 nucleotides long. RefSeq lists its product as hypothetical. Gene Ontology annotation, molecular function: fatty acyl-CoA hydrolase activity. Lineage: Eukaryota; Fungi; Ascomycota; Eurotiomycetes; Onygenales; Arthrodermataceae. Bases 1 to 552 code for a protein of 183 amino acids. The record is from RefSeq and is a predicted model, not a curated record. The transcript has 7 exons.
AUGGCGGACGCCGAAGCAAAGCAAAGAGCAAGGGAGUCUAUCGAAACUUUUCUUAAGGUCUAUGGGGAAAUAACUGUGGAGAAAAACUAUCAGGGCUAUGAUAGACGGUUCUUUGAGGACAUCCGCCUCAUUGAUGCCGACCCCUCAGGUGGCGCAACAUGGGAGAUGGAUGUAACUGAAUACUGGUCAAACUUGAAUGGUGUCAUGCAUGGAGGCGCUUGUGCUGUAGUAUUCGACAUGUGCACUGCCAUAUCCAUGAAUCCAGUAACUAAGCCUGGCUAUUGGUAUUUUUUACAAGGUGUCUCACGUUCAUUAAACCUAUCCUACCUUAAGGGAAUACCUACUGGAACUACUAUUAAGAUCAAAUGUACUACACUUCAACAUGGGAGGACGAUGGCUAUGCUUCGAGGUGUUAUGGAGUCGGUGGACGGAAAGAUCGUGUAUGCAACAGCAGAGCACCAUAAGGUUGCCACUCCGGCAAAGCCGGAAUUCGCAGAACGGCUGAUGAAAGAACGAGAGAGAGUAGAACUUAAGCGGAGAGAGAAAUUAUGA